Molecule: messenger RNA, 8153 nt
Organism: Lynx canadensis (Canada lynx)
Lineage: Eukaryota; Metazoa; Chordata; Mammalia; Carnivora; Felidae
Gene: MAST4
Product: microtubule associated serine/threonine kinase family member 4
Exons: 29
Coding region: 1-7797 (2598 amino acids)
Biological process (GO): intracellular signal transduction; peptidyl-serine phosphorylation
Molecular function (GO): protein binding; protein serine/threonine kinase activity; magnesium ion binding
Source: RefSeq, a predicted model, not a curated record
AUGGGGGAGAAAGUUUCGGAGGCGCCGGAGCCGGUGCCCCGUGGCUGCAGCGGCCACGGCGCCCGGGCUCCUGCCCCUGCGGUGGCCGCCGCAUCCUCGCCUGGCGCUUCCUCGGCCGAGUCCUCCUCGGGCUCAGAAACUCUGUCGGAGGAAGGGGAGCCCGGCGGCUUCUCUCGAGAGCAGCCGCAGCCACCGCCGCCGGGCGGCGCCCUAGGCGCCCCGCCGCCCGCCGCGUGGGCUCCCGCGCGCGUGGUGCUUGAGCUUGGAGUGUGUGCGCCGCCGCCGCAGCUCCGCGGAGGAACCGCGCCGCCCGCGCCGCGGGGCAGCAGCGCGUCCCAGGAGGAGCAGGACGAGGAGCUUGACCACAUACUGUCACCUCCGCCCAUGCCGUUUCGGAAAUGCAGCACCCCGGAUGUGACUUCUGGUCCUGCAAAGUCACUGAAGUUUAGAAGACAGCUGAGUGAGGAUGGGCGAGAGCUGCGGCGGGGAAGCCUGGGAGGAGCUCUCACAGGGCGGUACCUGCUUCCAAACCCCGUGGCAGGGCAGGCCUGGGGCACCUCGGCGGAGACGUCCAACCUCGUGCGCAUGCGCAGCCAGGCCUUGGGCCAGUCUGCGCCCUCGCUCACCGCCAGCCUGAAGGAGUUGAGUCUCCCCCGAAGAGGAAGUUUUUGCCGAACAAGCAACCGGAAAAGCUUGAUAGGCAAUGGACAGUCACCAGCAUUGCCUCGACCACACUCACCUCUCUCUGCUCAUGCAGGAAACAGCCCUCAAGAUAGUCCAAGAAAUUUCUCCCCCAGUGCCUCAGCCCAUUUCUCAUUUGCACGGAGGACUGAUGGACGCCGCUGGUCCUUGGCUUCUCUCCCUUCUUCUGGCUAUGGGACAAACACCCCCAGCUCCACAGUCUCUUCCUCCUCUUCCUCCCAGGAGAAGCUGCAUCAGUUACCAUACCAACCAACGCCAGAUGAAUUGCACUUCCUGUCAAAACAUUUUUGUACUACUGAAAGCAUUGCCACGGAAAACAGAUGCAGGAACACCCCCAUGCGCCCCCGUUCCCGAAGUCUGAGCCCCGGACGUUCUCCCGCCUGCUGUGACCAUGAAAUAAUUAUGAUGAACCAUGUCUACAAAGAAAGGUUCCCAAAGGCCACGGCUCAGAUGGAAGAACGUCUGAAGGAAAUAAUCACCAGCUACUCUCCUGACCACGUUCUUCCUCUAGCAGAUGGAGUGCUCAGUUUCACUCACCAUCAGAUUAUUGAACUGGCUCGAGAUUGCUUGGAUAAAUCCCACCAGGGUCUCAUCACCUCACGAUACUUCCUUGAAUUACAACACAAAUUAGAUAAAUUGCUGCAAGAGGCUCAUGAUCGUUCAGAAAGUGGAGAAUUGGCAUUUAUUAAACAACUGGUUCGAAAGAUCCUAAUUGUUAUUGCCCGCCCAGCUCGAUUAUUAGAGUGUCUGGAAUUUGAUCCUGAAGAAUUUUACUACCUGUUGGAAGCAGCCGAAGGCCAUGCCAAAGAAGGACAGGGUAUUAAAACUGACAUUCCCAGGUACAUCAUUAGCCAGCUGGGGCUCAAUAAGGAUCCUUUGGAAGAAAUGGCUCAGUUGGGAAACUAUGACAGUGGGACAGCAGAAACACCAGAAACAGAUGAAUCAGUGAGUAGCUCCAAUGCUUCCUUGAAACUUCAAAGGAAACCUCGGGAAAGUGAUUUUGAAACGAUUAAAUUGAUUAGCAAUGGAGCCUAUGGGGCAGUCUACUUUGUUCGGCAUAAGGAAUCCCGGCAGAGGUUUGCUAUGAAGAAGAUCAAUAAACAGAACCUCAUCCUCCGAAACCAGAUCCAGCAGGCCUUUGUGGAACGGGAUAUCCUGACUUUUGCAGAGAAUCCCUUUGUUGUCAGCAUGUACUGCUCCUUUGAAACAAGGCGCCACCUUUGCAUGGUCAUGGAAUAUGUGGAAGGAGGCGACUGUGCUACCUUGAUGAAGAAUAUGGGUCCUCUCCCUGUUGACAUGGCAAGGAUGUACUUUGCGGAGACAGUCUUGGCCUUGGAAUAUCUACAUAAUUAUGGAAUUGUACACAGGGAUUUGAAACCAGACAAUUUGUUGGUCACCUCCAUGGGGCACAUAAAGCUGACAGAUUUUGGAUUAUCCAAGGUGGGACUGAUGAGCAUGACUACCAAUCUUUAUGAAGGUCAUAUCGAGAAGGAUGCUCGAGAGUUCCUGGACAAACAGGUCUGUGGCACGCCUGAAUACAUUGCACCAGAAGUGAUUUUGAGGCAGGGCUAUGGGAAGCCAGUGGACUGGUGGGCCAUGGGGAUUAUCCUCUAUGAAUUUCUGGUUGGAUGCGUGCCAUUCUUUGGGGACACUCCAGAAGAGCUGUUUGGACAAGUCAUCAGUGAUGAGAUCAACUGGCCGGAAAAGGAUGAGGCACCACCCCCCGAUGCCCAGGAUCUGAUUACCUUGCUUCUUAGGCAGAAUCCCCUGGAGAGACUGGGAACAGGUGGCGCCUAUGAAGUCAAACAGCAUCGAUUCUUCCGUUCUUUAGACUGGAACAGUUUGCUGAGACAGAAGGCAGAAUUUAUUCCCCAACUGGAAUCUGAGGAUGACACAAGUUAUUUUGAUACUCGGUCAGAGAAAUAUCAUCACAUGGAGACUGAGGAAGAAGAUGACACAAAUGAUGAAGACUUUACUGUGGAAAUAAGGCAGUUUUCCUCCUGUUCACACAGGUUUUCAAAAGUUUUCAGCAGCAUAGACCGAAUAACUCAGAAUCCAGGAGAAGAGAAGGAAGAGCCUGGAGACAAAACCAAAAGCACAACAUUGCCAUCCACAGAAACAUUCAGCUGGAGUUCGGAAUAUUCGGAAAUGCAACAGUUAUCCACAUCCAACUCUUCAGAUACUGAAAGCAACAGACAUAAACUCAGUUCUGGCCCACUUCCCAAACUGGCUAUUUCAACAGAGGCAGAAAAAGAUGAAGGUGCUCCCUGCUCCAGAGACCUGCACGAGGAGCCCGAGGUCACCACUCCCGCCAGUACAAUCAGCAGCUCCACCCUGUCAGUUGGCAGUUUUUCAGAGCACUUGGAUCAGAUAAAUGGACGAAGCGAGUGUGUGGACAGUACAGAUAAUUCCUCAAAGCCACCCAGUGAACCCGCUUCUCACAUGGCUCGGCAGCGAUUAGAAAGCACAGAAAAAAAGAAAAUCUCGGGGAAAGUCACAAAGUCCCUUUCUGCCAGUGCUCUGUCCCUCAUGAUCCCAGGAGAUAUGUUUGCCGUUUCUCCACUGGGAAGUCCAAUGUCCCCCCAUUCCCUGUCCUCGGACCCUUCUUCUUCACGAGAUUCUUCUCCCAGCCGAGAUUCUUCAGGAGCUUCUGGCAGUCCACAUCAGCCCAUUGUGAUCCACAGUUCAGGGAAAAACUACGGUUUUACCAUCCGAGCCAUCCGGGUGUAUGUGGGAGACAGCGACAUCUAUACAGUGCACCAUAUUGUUUGGAAUGUUGAAGAAGGAAGUCCAGCAUGCCAAGCAGGACUGAAGGCUGGGGAUCUGAUCACACACAUCAAUGGAGAACCAGUGCAUGGACUUGUCCACACGGAAGUUAUAGAGCUUUUGCUAAAGAGUGGAAAUAAGGUCUCAAUCACCACCACCCCAUUUGAAAACACGUCCAUCAAGACGGGACCAGCCAGGAGAAACAGCUGUAAGAGCCGGAUGGUGAGGCGGAGCAAGAAAUCAAAGAAGAAAGAAAGUCUAGAAAGGAGGAGAUCCCUUUUUAAAAAACUAGCCAAGCAGCCUUCUCCUUUACUCCAUACCAGCCGAAGCUUCUCCUGUUUGAACCGGUCCCUGUCAUCAGGGGAGAGCCUCCCAGGCUCCCCAACGCACAGCUUGUCUCCCCGGUCCCCCACACCCAGCUAUCGCUCCACCCCUGACUUCCCAUCAGGUACUAACUCCUCUCAGAGCAGCUCCCCAAGCUCUAGUGCCCCCAAUUCCCCAGCGGGGUCAGGACACAUCCGGCCCAGCACCCUACAUGGUCUGGCCCCCAAACUCAGCGGACAGCGCUACCGUUCUGGAAGGCGGAAGUCGGCUGGCAGCAUCCCCCUCUCCCCACUGGCCCGGACCCCCUCUCCAACACCACAGCCCACCUCCCCUCAGCGGUCACCAUCCCCUCUGUUGGGACACUCGCUUGGCAAUUCCAAGAUCGCUCAAGCUUUUCCCAGCAAAAUGCACUCCCCUCCCACCAUCGUCAGACAUAUCGUGAGGCCCAAGAGUGCAGAGCCCCCGAGGUCCCCACUGCUCAAGCGCGUGCAGUCAGAGGAGAAGUUGUCUCCCUCCUAUGGCAGUGACAAGAAGCACCUGUGUUCCCGCAAACACAGCCUGGAGGUGACCCAGGAGGAGGUGCCAAGGGAACAGCCUCCACGGGAAGUGACCUUGCAGAGCCUGGAGGAGAAUGUGUGUGACGCCCCUUCCCUGAGCCGCGCCAGGCCUGUGGAGCAAGGCUGCCUGAAGCGUCCUGUCUCCCGGAAGCUGGGGAGACAGGAGUCUGUGGAUGAGCUGGACCGAGAGAAGCUCAAGGCCAAGGUGGUGGUGAAGAAGCCAGAUGGUCUCCCAGAGAAACAAGAACCCCACCAGAAAUCCCAUGGACUUGGGAGUGAUUUAGAAAACCUCUCUACUUUUAGGCUGGAAGAGAGAGAGAAGAAAAUCUAUCCAAAGGCUUUAGAAAGGUCAAGUCAUUUUGAUAACAAAGUGGCCUUGCAGGAGGCCCCAUCCGUGGGCAGCCUGCUGAAAGGGGCUCUUCACAAGCAGGCCAGCAUUCGGGCCAGCGAAGGAGUGACCUCGGAAGGGGCAGCGGCUGGCCAUGGCCCGGCACCUGGGGACCACAGCCAGGGCAUCUGUGACUUCAAGCGCACCUCUGCUCCUGGCACCCUCCAGGACACUCUCUGCCACUCGGCUGAUAGGUCCAGCUCUGGGAAGGGUGAAAACACGGAGAAGGCCUCCCAGGCCAAGGAGUAUCUCCGAUGUGAGAAGUUAGACAGCAAACUGGCCAACAUCGAUUACCUCCGAAAGAAAAUGUCACUUGAAGACAAAGAUGACGGCCUGUGCACUGUGCUCAAGCCCAAGAUGCCGUCUAGUGCCCACGAAAGCCUCCCCGGGAACCCCGUCCGGUCCAUGGGUGGACAGCAGGAGGCCCCAGUGGCCUCUGAGAGCCGAGCAUUCAUGAGCAGUGCCCACACGGCUCAGAUCAGCACUGUCUCCUUUGUCCCUCUCAAGGCGCUAGCUGGGCGGGUGGACGGUGGAGUAGAGAAGCCGGGCUUGGUUGCUCCUGAGUCACCCGUCCGGAAAAGCCCUUCUGAGUAUAAACUGGAAGGUAGGUCUGUGUCCUGCCUGAAACCAAUUGAGGGCACUUUGGAUAUUGCUCUCCUGUCUGGACCUCAGGCCUCCAAGACAGAGCUGCCUUCCCCGGAGCCUGCACAGAGCCCCAGCCCGGCCAGUGAUGUGAGGCCCUCUGUGCCACCGGCUCUCCCCAGCACCGGGGGCAAGAAGGGUGAGACGGCGGGUCAGAGGGAGCCUUCCCCUGCUGGCUUCAGGAUUAAUAAGUCCUACCUGCUGGAGCCCCGGUUCCCACCCCCCAGCCGGGGUCUCCAGAAUUCACCAGCAGCUCCCGUGCCUUGCUCUGACCCAGAGCUAAAGCGGGAUAGGAAAGCUUCCCAUGCAGCCAAGAGCACAGUGACGGUCAUGGAAAGCGAUCCCCAGCGGAGAGAGGGGGGCCCCAGCAAACACCAAAACCAUAGCCCUGACACCAAACUCCUCCCCUCCCUGGGAUUGAACCCCCACAGCACGGACCCAUCCAGGUCACGCAGCCUGCUGCUGCCUGAAGGUACCGCCUCAAGAGAGAAGCCAAGUGGGAGGGAAUCCUCUGAAAGGGGCCCUUCCACGGCCAGAAGUGAGCGGUCCGCUGUGAGACCUGACUCCCACAGGGAUCCCUCUGUGGAGUUGUAUCCCCCAGAAGCUGCUAAAACCAGUGACAAUUCCAGAAAUCUCCCCUCCGGGGAAAGGACCCGUCCAGAUUCCUACACUCAGACCCGAGCCCUGGAGAAAGCAUGGGCACCUUGUGGGAAAACAAACCACAGAGAUGGCCAAGAUGAGGUGAGGCCCCUGGCGAGGGAGGACUCCUCUUUGCAGUCAGCAGGGACUCCUCGUGAGAGGGAGCUGGGCAGAGGAAGAGGUGGCCCGGAACCCCAGCCAGAAGCUCCUCCCAGCCGGUGGUCCCUGCAGCCACCAGGCACUGAACGUGGGAAGGAAGCCCAGCUCUCUGCUUUCCCAUCCUUGCCGAAAGACGGUCCCAAGGAACCAGAAAGGAAAGAACAGCCUCUACAAAAGCACGUCAGCAGUAGCUCUCAGCCCCCGCUGGUCACCAAAGAACUGCCCAGCCUGGCCACUCAGCAGCACUGCAGCUCCCCAAGCCACUCCUCAGGCAGAGAGCCGGGGGGCAAGCCCUGUACUACAGAGCCCAGCCUGGGCCUCCAGGGCCCUCCCAGGCCCGCUGCAGUGCAUGGUGAAAGCAGCAGCCCCAAGUCUGGGCCUGGCCCCGACUCUAUCCCCGCAAAGUCUAAGCACCCUGACAGGGCCCUCUCCUCCCAGAAGCCAAGCGUUGGGCCUGCAGCAGGCAGAGAGGCUGCAGCCCAGCCGCAGGUCGGCCCCAGCCGAGAAGGGAAGGACAGCAGUAAGGGUGUGCCGGAGGCCUUCCCUGCCCUCCCAGGCUCCCAGAACACAGCCACCAAUGCGAUUAGCCAGGGAGGAAGUGGACCCUCAGUUCCGCUGCUCACCGAAGGGGGUCCUCUAGACCCUAAGCUAAAAGCCACCGGUGGCAGGCGGUCCCCGGAGGCACCAGAGAAGCCCACGCAUCAGCCGCAGCAAGGACACCCAGGAGGGGGUGAAUCGGCGGACCAGAAAGUUGCCCCUGUCAGUGAAAAGCAAAAUGUGUCUCCAAAGCACCCCAAACCAUCCACUGUGAAAGAUUGCCCCGCUGUGUGCAGACAGACAGACAGGAGUCCAAGUUCACAGGCUGCCACCGCCACGGACAGGAAGUCUGAGGGGAAGAAAUGCACUGAAGCACUUUACGUUCCAGCAGACAGUGGGAAGCUUGAGGCCAGCCUUUCCCUGGCACCCGGCGAGGCCCGGCCAAAAGGCCCAGAGAGGCCGGCAGCUGCUGUGGGGAAAGGCUUGCCAGAGGCCAAGGGGAAAGUGCUGAGUCCCCAGAAGCCGCUGACUGAGGCAGGCAAGCCCAGCGGCAUGAAACGGUCGCCCUCGGCCACCGGACAGAGUUCUUUUCGAUCCACUGCCCUCCCAGAAAAGUCUCUGAGCUCCUCCUCCAGCUUUCCUGAGGCCAGACCGGGGGCUCGAGAGGCUGCUGCAACUAGCGGUGACGCAUCUUUGGCCAAGGCCAGCGGGGCUGCAGCUAAGACCCUGCCCGGGGGAGAUGGCAGAACCCACAUGACAAAGAGCGACUCUCUGCCAUCCUUUCGGAGCUCCACCGUCACCCUGGAAUUGCACCACCCCAGCCCGCUCGUGGCAGGGGGAGCCGGCCACCGGGACAGGGCCCUGUCGGUAUCUGCCACCACAGGAGAAACCAAAGGCAAAGAGCCUGUCGCAGCCCCGCCCUCUCAGACUAGGAAACAGAGCGUGGGCAGAGAAGUGACCAAGGCAUCCCCAGCUCCAAACCCUGACCGGCCCAUCGCCCUUUCUUCUGAGAAGGACUUUGUGGUGCGGCAGAGGCGGGGGAAAGAGAGUUUGCGUAGCAGCCCGCACAAAAAGGCCUCGUAACGGGGCAGGCCCCAGGCCGGACUGGGGAGACCCGACCUGAAUGUGUACCUGAGUCUUGACUACCUUGUGAAGCCAGCACUGUGUGGGAACGCCCGCUGGGCAGAGCCUGGAGCCCCUAGGCAGAGGGGGAGAGGGAGAGAGAGACAGAAAGAGGGGACCUUCUUCCAAUUGCCUUCCCAAUUGUAACCCAUAACACUGUUACCAGAGAGGGUUUGUACGAAAAACGAAAACAACAACAAUAAAGAAACACCUUUACAGUGGAGGGUUGUUGAGGAUAAAGAUUUUCUCUGUAAAUACCUAGCAAUGUGUUUGGUUUGGGAUGUAGAGUGAUACCUUGCUGCUGAUGGCGUUGUUUA